This is a messenger RNA of Alosa sapidissima (American shad), 6104 nucleotides long. It is a transcript of the gene psda, whose product is annotated as pleckstrin and Sec7 domain containing a. Bases 159 to 5207 code for a protein of 1682 amino acids. The transcript is spliced from 16 exons. The record is from RefSeq and is a predicted model, not a curated record. Gene Ontology annotation, molecular function: guanyl-nucleotide exchange factor activity. Gene Ontology annotation, biological process: regulation of ARF protein signal transduction. Lineage: Eukaryota; Metazoa; Chordata; Actinopteri; Clupeiformes; Clupeidae.
AACCUCGUCAAAUCUUCAUUGCUGUUCUCCUGCAGUCCAGUUGUCGACACAGAGGACUGCAGUAGCAGUAGCCAUUGCUCUGGGAGGUGUUGAGCAGGAACACCAAAAAACACGGACAGAAUUUAGGUGUGACAGAGAGCAGUGCCUUCUCGAGGAUCAUGUCUCAGUCGGGCAAGGUCUACCACGUGUACGUGGAGGUGCGGGACGGAGAAGGGCUGGACCCCUUAAUGCUCCAGGGGCCGGACAUGCUCCCGCAGUCCCAGCGGACGUCCCCCCACCAUAGUCAUAGCCAUAGUCCCGCUGUCUCCCCUGGGACGUUGCAUAAAGGCGGGGGCAGCAACCAAAGCCUCUCCUCCUCGCGUCAUUCGGUGAACUUUCAUCUGGGGCCCAUAGGGUAUGAGCAGGGUCGUGGCGGGGGGCCACACCGACAGAGCCUGCCCUGCGAUGGGCUCGGCCACCUGCUGUCGGGCCAGAAUGGCAUUCUGAUGCGCGCUCACUCCGCGGAGAGCGAGCCUUUCUGCUGCCGGGAGAACCACGUCUCGGGGAGGUACACAGCACCGCCGACGCCCAACGUGGGCCGACGCUCCUACUACGGCGCGCCCGGCGGCAGGGAGGUCGGAGGAGAUGGCAGGAGAUCGGUGGUCACCUUCAGCUACAUCGAGAAGGGGAGCGUCCAGACGUCGGCAGAUGGCUCGCACAGUUCCCUGUGCCAGAGCGAGCCAGAGAACCCCUUUAACCGGGCCCUGGAGGAAGAGGAGGAGCGUUUGGCCGGCCUCACGCGGAAGAGGCUCAGUGACCCGGUGCAGUUCAGCAGCUGGGAGUCGCUGGGCGGCUCUGGGUCCAAGCUCACGUCCGCUCAGAGGCACUCGCUGAACCUCCGGCGCGCCACCCUGGACUCCAUUGCACGCGAGGCCACCUACCGCGCGCUGGAGGAGUUCGGCUCCCCGCAGAUACGCCGUCGCCUGGAGGUGCACAACCACCACCCGUACCCCCACCGCCAGGACCAACUGCCCCACGACCAGUCCCGCUCCCGCUCCUGGGGUGGGUCUCCGGUCCUGCCGGUCCGAGGCUCCUGCACCCUGCCCACCAACACCCACCUGGUGGACCUGGACCGGAACCACUCAGCCUACGGGCUGCCCAGGAGCCCGGCCACUGAGCACCUCUCCUCCCACGUCAGGCAGAACCACUACACCAUGUUCCCCCCGAGUGGACGGCCCCAUGCCUAUGGAGCUCCCAACCACCAGCGGCAGUGGCACGGUGAAGACAGCCCCAAGCUGCCGUACAAACAUGGCCCCGCUCUGCCGUCGUGCAAGCCAACUGCCAUCCAGCACGAGAUACCAGCCAUGACGGUCACCAAAGCCCCCGAUCACCACCACCAGAAGUCCAAUCACCAACCAGCCGACAGCCCUCGCUCCUCACACCGGGUUAAUUUCAACCUGGAUGCCUCCAAAAGCAGCAAAGCUGGCACUGACGAGGGCGCGAAUCACCUGAGCGGGCAGAGGAGCGUCUCGCCAUCCACCAGCCCCGACCUGGCGCGCAAGCUGGCCGAGGAGGCCUCCAAGCUGUCCACCAUCUUCAUGGAGCGGAGGAGCCCAUCGCCCGCGCCGUCCAGCGGGGAGGACACCAACCGCUCGGACAGCCCCAGGUCCGGCAGCCUCUCGAGGGAGUCGCAAGUCUACCCCGGCCUGCAAGGCCUGGGCUCCCCGGCGCAGUCCCACUCUGACGUCAGCCUGCCCUGUGGGCAGCAGGGGGACCACCACUGGGCGGCCGAGCGGGAGCCCGUGCGGAGCGCGUCUCAGUCGGGACACUCCUCGCCGCUGCCGCCCUACAGGAGCGGCGCCACCCCGUCCCCGGCCAGGCUGGCGCAGCAUCGGCUGGACAUGACGCCGUCCCCCAUCAGGGACCCCCGGCUUGAGAUGGGCGAGUCAGCGGGCAAGGCCAGCCCCACGCCUCACCGGCACCAGCCGCCCCAGUACACCGGCGACGGCUGGUCCCCUGGCGCCUCGGAUCGCCGGCAGCAGCAGCCGCCCGCCACGCGCUUCAACCCGCAGCCACGGGACAGCAGCCCGGAGACCCAGCGCAGGGGCUACUACGCGGGGCAGCAUGCCAGCGAGACCCCCGUCAGCUGGACCUCCCAGCUGCAGCGCUGGAGAGAGGAGAGGCAGAUGAGGGAGCUAGAGAGAUCCGGCCAGCCUCCUGCUGCCGGGACGCCUCCGCUCGCCUCCUCCCGAGAGGAGGAGAAGCGGAGAAGAGACAUACCAGAUACGGAACGAGGAGGAGGAGGUGGUGGUGGUGGUGGAGGUGGUGGCACUCCAGGCUUAUCCAAAAGCUCCAGCGGGGUGACAGGAAGCCUCGGGGACAGCAGCUCGCAGCCGGAGAGAGACUGCCUCUCCACAGAGUCGUCCAGCCAGGGCAGCGACAGUGGAAACAACACUGCUGGGGCGCAGUCUGAAGGCUCGUCUGAUUUGGGGUCUUCCGUGCGAUCUCAGAAGAUAGCUCGUGCCAAAUGGGAGUUCCUGUUUGGAGCGCCCACUCAAGACGAACAUGGAACCAAAGACCCUUCUGGUGCCUCCACUGCGCCCUCUAGUGGCCGCCCCGGUAAGCCCGCCACAACGUCCUCUCCGUCCUCGCUGCCAAGGAAGCCUCAGCGGAGCCGCAAGGCCCUGGGCCUGAAGAGGGACGAGCUCCAGCGGCUGAGCUACCACGAGGUGCAGCAUGUGGAGGUGGAGCUGGUGGCCGAGACGCCGACGUCCUCCCGCCACGCGUCGCCGGGCACCUCGCCGCGCAUGGGCAUCAUCCGCCGCACCAUCAAGUACUCGGAGACGGACCUGGAUGCCGUGCCCAUGCGCUGCUAUCGCGAGACGGACCUGGACGAGGUCAUGCAGGCCGAGCACGAGGAGGACGAGGAAGGGGCGGUGGAGGGGGCCGGCGGCGGCGACGACGACGACGACUCGGCGUUCGGGAGUGAGCGGAGCGGGAGUGGGCGUGGCAACCUGGGGCGCGGCUGGAGGGGGACGCGGGCCAGGGUGGAGCGACUGGUGGAGGACGAGGAGGGAGUGGUCAGCUGGGCCACCGUCCGGAUGCUGGGGGACAGGAAGAGGCAGGUGACCACGCGGCCACACGAGGAGGAUGAGCUGCUCACCCGUCUGCUCAAAGGCCCUUCAGACAGCCAUGCCGACAACCAAUCAACCCUUAAGUCCCCCGUCACCAUGGGCAACCCACGUCGUAUCUCGGCUGAGGGCCUGGACACCUUCAGCCGUCACUUUGAGAGCAUCAUGGAGUCACACCGUGCCAAAGGCACGUCCUACAGCAGCCUGGACAGUGACGACAUGACCCCCAGCGUCCCGCCCGUCUUCACCUUUGACCUGCCGACCCUCACGCCGGAGAUCCAGAGCCAGAUCUGUGUCAGCGCGCGGCAGAUCGCUGAGCUCGGCUUUGCCCCACUGGCCCGGGCUGAGGCCCUGAGCCUGUCGGACCGGACUGGGGGCUCGGACCCAACGCUGGCACCCUUCAAAGAAGAGGCGGGCAGUGGAUCAGAGGACGACACCACCACCAGCGCCAUGAACACACCCAUGUCCGAUGACAACCUGGACUCUGCACUCAGAGAGAAGCCAUGCCUUCACAUCCCGGAGUCGGACCCCGAGGUGGCCGAGCGACUCGCCCUGGGGAGUCCAGACAACCUGUCCAAUGGGAACAAGGCCGAUCUGGAGGCAGCCAAGAGGCUGGCCAAGCGCCUCUACAAGCUCGACGGCUUCAGGAAGUCCGACGUUGCCAGGCACCUUGGCAAAAACAAUGACUUCAGCCAAAUGGUGGCAGAGGAGUAUCUAAGUUUCUUCAACUUCACAGGGAUGACAGUGGACCAGGCACUGAGGGCCUUUCUGAAGGAGUUUGCCCUAAUGGGGGAGACACAGGAGCGAGAGCGGGUGCUUUCCCACUUUUCCAAAAGAUAUCUCCAGUGCAAUCCUAACACCAUUCCCAAUGAAGAUAGCGUCCACACUCUGACCUGUGCACUGAUGCUGCUCAACACAGACCUGCAUGGCCAUAACAUUGGGAAGAGGAUGUCCUGCAUGCAGUUCAUUGGCAACCUGGAAGGGUUAAAUGAUGGACAGGAUUUUCCAAGAGAGCUUCUCAAGGCAUUGUACCACUCUAUCAAGAAUGAGAAGUUGCAAUGGACCAUAGACGAGGAGGAGCUGCGGAAGUCCUUCUCGGAGCUGGCAGAGAGCCGAACGGACUCUGCAUCCCACACGAUGAAGCGCAUCAACAGCGGUGGCAACCCGCUGGUCAGCGUGGCCCAGCAGUCCAAUGCCCAGCUCUACAAGAACGGCUUCCUUGUACGCAAGGUCCACGCCGACAUCGAUGGCAAACGGACUCCCCGAGGUAAACGAGGAUGGAAGUCAUUCUACGCCAUUUUGAAGGGCCUGGUUUUGUACCUGCAAAAGGGAGAGUACCGGCCCGACAAGCUGACUGAUGAGGACUUGAAGAACGCUGUGUCCAUUCAUCACGCGCUGGCCAUGAGAGCAGCCGACUACAGCAAGAGGCCCAACGUCUUCUACCUGCGCACAGCCGACUGGAGGGUCUUCCUCUUCCAGGCCCCGAACGCAGAGCAGAUGCAGUCCUGGAUCACACGCAUAAACACAGUGGCGUCCAUGUUCUCGGCCCCUCCCUUCCCAGCGGCCAUUGGCUCCCAGAAAAAGUUCAGCCGACCUCUGCUGCCAGGAUCGACCACAAAGCUCACUCAGGAGGAGCAAGUCCAAUCCCAUGAAACACGAUUUCGGGCGGUGUCUUUCGAGUUGACCGAACUGCGUACCGUUCCCCUAGAUCGGAAGGUUAAAGGUCGUGAGCUGGAGGAACACAAGCAGCGGGAAGAGUAUCUGGAUUUUGAGAAAACCCGUUACGGGACCUACGCCAUGCUGCUGAGGGCCAAGAUCCGCAGCGGCGAGUCGGACCUUGCCGCCUUCGAGGCGCGCCUCUUCGCCGACGGCGGGCUCCAGCGGGCCCACUCCAGCCCCACGCUGGCCCAGGAGACGUGCAGCAGCCAGGCCAGCAGCAGCAGCGCCGGCAGCGCCAGCGGGAUUAGCGCGGGGGGCAGCAGCAGCGAGCGGAGCGGAGCAGCCGCCCGGAGCAGCGCCAGCGGCAGCAGCAGCAGCAAGCGGGGCAAGCGCUCCGAGGGACCGAGGCACAGCUACAGGAAGGCCGUCAAACAGUGAAGAGGAUGCUUGUUGCUGGAGGGGGAGCCGGGGGGUGGGGGUGGAAAAGAGGUUAUGGAUGGGCGGGCAGAGAUGAGGGGGUGUGAGGAAAAGGAAGCCCUUGACCCACCACAACCUGUUUGACGGCUCACUAAAGAGGAGACAGAUUUAUUGGGUGGACCAGGUUGUGGUUACAUCCUCAUGUGGCUGACUCGUCCAUGCAGCAUGUACUGUUCGCAGAAAGGAAUGAGUAGUUUGGCCCAGUGACGGCUGGUCCUGGAGUAGAGGGUUGUUUAGAAUGAAGGCAAAUGGAGAAAAACAACAACUUUUUUUCUGGGGGAACAUCACCAGCUUCAGAUCGUUUUUUUUUCCCCUUCUUUGUACAUCUCUGGGGUUUGCAUUUUCUUUCUGGCAAACCCUUAAAAACAGAGAAGUUCAUUUACUUUCUCCGAAGGCAACUAGGGGACUCUCUCCUGCCAUGUAUUUCUGAAGGUGCUUUAGGGCUAUGAAAUAUUCAUCUGUAAACCCUCAGACCAAACCUCUAGUACAGGACAAAGCCCUCUUCACGGCACUUAUGUCGUCACAGUGUCUGAGCCAUAAGUGACUCCUGGAGCCUACUGCUGCCUGCCAUAUAGUGGAGGAUCAACGAAGAGAGGGAUAGACACUUACUGUAUUUUUGUUUUUACGCAUGAGAAAAGUUCCAAAAAUCUCAUAUCAUUACUGAACUCUUCAAGCACAGUAUCAUAAGUCAUUCAGACAAAAAAAAACUCUUGUCUGUAUAUUAGAAGUUUCUGAAUGCAUGGUUUAAAGCAUGCUUAUGAUUUUGUCUGUUUGUCUGUCGUCUUCAUUUCUUCCAGUGUUUGAUUACCAUGCUACAGUAGUGAAGAAAUCUCUUUCCUGACUGACCGUUAUGAAUGU